Messenger RNA from Gekko japonicus, 953 nucleotides. RefSeq names its product chromosome unknown open reading frame, human C5orf51 (gene RIMOC1). The transcript has 6 exons. The coding region runs from base 36 to 905 and encodes 289 amino acids. Gene Ontology annotation, biological process: mitophagy. The record is from RefSeq and is a predicted model, not a curated record. NCBI's taxonomy places the organism in Eukaryota, Metazoa, Chordata, Lepidosauria, Squamata, Gekkonidae.
GACUUGGGCACCAGCUGGAGCAGAGUGGGUGCCCUAUGGCAGGUGCCGGUGUUUUGCAGCAGCGGCUUGUGGGGUUGGAGGAGAGAGUACGCCAUUUGCGCAACGAGGGGGACCCUGAUGACCCGUUCUUGACGCAAGCUUCUGCUACUCUGGAAAACUUGAAGCAGCUCUCUGAAGAUGGUGGAGAGGACAGCACCUUUUCCAACCUCGUGCAGCUUUAUGCUCAGGCAGUUCUGGACAUCACCUACUUCGAGGAAAACCAGCUGGUCGAUGAAGAUUUUCUAGAAGGCUCAUCUUUACAGAAGGUUGAACAACUGAUCCAUGUGCUUUCGGAGCCAGAAACCUUGAUCAAAGAAAGUGGCGAGAAUGAACCGCUUGCUGUGCUUGGUGUAGAAUUACUGGAAUGCCUGUACUGGAGAAGAGGAGCCUUGCUCUACAUGUUUUGUCACACAGUUAAAGGAAGGAAAGAAUGGUUAAUGGACAAGAUGGAGACCUUUAAGAAGUUCCUCCGUGAAGGAGCUAAUUACUUGGUGAAGAUGCUUGGCUUUAGAUGUUCUGUUAACCCCAAUGAGGAAUUUGCAUAUCAGGAUGCAGACACGGGUAGACUGCUCCAUGAAGGCAUUUUUAGUGACACCCAUCUGCUGGCUAUGAUGUACAGCGGAGAAAUGUGUUAUUGGGGACUGAGUUACUUUGGAAAAGGAAAACCACAACUGCAAAGCACAGAUUCUGGAUCUGACAGCGAACAACACUGUAGUGCACACGCUGAAGCUCUGGACUUUCGGGAUACAGGAGAGAAAAUGUUGCAAAAAUAUGUUGCUGUGUGUGAAGGACCUUUAAGAGCACACGAGUGGAAUACCACAAAUGCAAGGCUUAUUUUGGACUACUUUAAACAGCUGUCAACCUAAUUUACUCAUGCAGGUGUCUGUCUGCUCCGAAGAAGAAACAUUAAACUG